Molecule: messenger RNA, 3511 nt
Organism: Sycon ciliatum
Lineage: Eukaryota; Metazoa; Porifera; Calcarea; Leucosolenida; Sycettidae
Product: origin recognition complex subunit 3-like
Exons: 24
Coding region: 226-2652 (808 amino acids)
Biological process (GO): DNA replication; DNA replication initiation
Cellular component (GO): DNA replication preinitiation complex; nuclear origin of replication recognition complex; nuclear pre-replicative complex
Molecular function (GO): DNA replication origin binding
Source: RefSeq, a predicted model, not a curated record
UUCAAGAUCGCAUCAAGACAAGAGUUGCUGAAUUCAUGGUUUCGUGCCACAAUAGUCAAUAAUAUGCAGUGAAACCUUGACUUCGGCUUCUCAGUUUAGGUGGUAUGGCAAGUCAUAUAGUGCCACCGUGAUGAAGUUGAAUUAGUGAAGAAAUACAGCUAUUCAUAAGUCCGAGGGAGAACAGUUCGGACAUAUUUGUCCAAGGAGGGGGAAGUGAUCAGUAAAAUGUCCUCUACGCCUUUCAUCUCACAGGGAAGCUUUCUCUUCCGUCCAACUUCUACUAAGAGGAAGAAAUCUGCAAGUUCUUCUGGAUCUUCUGCCGGAACUGGGUUUCAAGCCUUCCCUGGCGAACCAGCACAAGCAGCGAAGCAACGCUUUGAAUGCUUUCAGCAAUCUUAUGAAGUGGUGGAAACCAUCUUCAAGAACCUCAGUCAACUGCAGCACCGAGACUUGGUCUUGUCACUGAUUGACUGCCUGAGCCGUGAUGCGGAUCCAGCCAGCAUAGCACGAAUGCACUGUCGAGUGGACGACAGGUCUAGCAAUGGGGACUCUACUGCUGACAAUCAAGAACAAGACUUUCUACGCAUGUAUAAAUGGCCAACAGGCUCGCAAGAAACGUUGCAUCUGCGCACAGUGGCUUUGUCAGCCGGUGCCAAUGCCCUGGAUCAUGUUGAGCUUUUUGAUUAUCUGCGCAAGCGUCUUCGGAAGGACCUCACCCCAUUUGUAGUGAUAUUGUCAGCCUCAGAGUGUACAACAAUGAAGCGUCUCCUGCGGGUACUCUGCGCUGCCAUUCAAGAGGUUGAUGAAUCUUGCCCGGAUCACUCUACCAUCUCCUCUCUGUUUGACUGGCUCAAGGAGCAGCACUACUCGCAAAAUAUUGCGUCAGCACCGCUGCCAGGCAAGAAGUCAACUGGAAGACACGGAUCUCAGGCUGGAAAGGACAAGACAAGCAAGAUAAAUGAUCCAUCACUGGCGGAAUCCAGGUCAGCAGUGCAGCCAGUCGUCAUUGUCCUCCAGGAGUUUGAAAGCUUUCAAAGUCAGCUACUGGACGACUUUCUUUCUCUUUGCCACUUCUAUCUGGAUCGCAUACCCUUUAGGCUGGUGUUUGGCCUAAGUUCGAGUAGUAGCAGUGAGAAUGUUUCGACACUUUUGCCUCCCGGUGUUAAUCAACUGUUGGCCAUCACUUCAUUCCGCUCAGCUCCUGCAGCAACCUAUCUUGCUACUAUAGUCGAAAAGGUACUGUUUUCUGCUCAGCACUCUUUUCGCCUUGGUCACCAGUCAUUGGCGCUGCUGAUUAGCCACUUUCUACAUGUGAACCAUUCAGUGGCAGCCCUGAAUCAGGGCAUCAAGCUAGCAAUGCUGGAACACUAUCGGAGCAUGCCGCUUAGUAACUUGUGUUCGCCUGGUGACUGUAGCCGGAGAGUGGAUCUGGUCUGCCAUGGGAAAAAGGAAUGGGAUUUACUGCGCUCUCUUCCCACCAUGAAAAAGUACAUUGAGUCUCAGGAAGCGCAGUGUCAGCUCAACUUACUGCAGAAAGACGUCGACUUCAAGGCAUGUGUGAUCAGUGCAGUGCAAGACAUACAGCUGUAUCACAGUCAGCUGCUAUCUGCACUCGCCACUCUGCACACACUGUUCCAUGAUCUACCGCAGCCAUCCAUUGGGAAUCAGAUUGUGGACAUCUACAGCAAUGUGCUCCGAGGAGAACUGAUGGAGAGUGAAGGCUUCAAGAACUCAUUGAGGUGUUUCAAGCUGUUGUCACGUGACGACAUGAUUAGUCGCGUUCGAUCUAGUCUCACUCACCUGUCAUCAGUCCCGGAGAACUCUGCCUUGUGUGAGCGCUGCACACAACUUGUUGGCAAACUAGAACAGCUCGGUACUCGCUCCUUGUCCACAUCAGAUGAUUUACAAUCAGCACGGGGUGAUGAGUGUGCUGAGAGCAGCUCCGAUGCACGUGCAGCAGCAGCAGCAGGACCUGCAGCAGCUACGUCAUCAACUGGUAAUGCAGUUUCAUUGUCGACUGCCGAUCGUCGCCAUCGUCUACACCAGCGCCUCCGCAGCUACCGCAGUUCCAACACCCAGCAAACGGAUGUCACGACCUGCGUCACGACUCUGCUGAAUGAGUUCUGCGAUUAUUUCAGGCAUGCUGUGCGACCACCAUCUUUGCUGCCGCUCUCAGAAUUGUUUUACUGCGGUGCUCCAUCAGCACGCAUCCUCCAACAGACCACACUGGCAUCACCUCGCUUGAGUGUCCAGCAGGCCCUUCUCAAUCCACAGCCUAUUCUGCAGUGCACCUGUUGCGAGGCAUCAGCACAGGCACCAUCUGCUAGCAUGCCACCAUUGUCUGUUGCUUAUUGGAUUUGUACCGAAUGUCCACGGAAUAUAAACCUUCAUGAUUGGCUGAUGUCGUUCUUAUCAAUUGUGAAGACUGAUGCUGGUGGUAGCCAAGGCAAGGACUCAAUCGGUGCAAAGAAGAAGAAAAAGAAAGCAGGAGCAGCUUCAGCUACUUCUGCCGUGUCUGUUGCUGCCGUUGAUGACAAAGUGUGGCAAUCGGCAUUCAUCCAAUCCGUCUCAGAACUUCAGCUGCUUGGCUUCAUCAAGUCUACACGGCAGAAGACAGAUCAUGUGCGUCGCUUGGUUUGGGGACGUUGCUAGUUGGCCUUGGUGCCGGCCAAGUGAGUGUCCAUUGAUGUGGCGCCCCUGCUGUCACCCUGAGUCUAAUAAAACAAUAUUCCUUAUUCUAAUGCUGAUGUCACCUACCCUCUCUAUCUCUCUGUCUCUCUCUCUCUCUCUCUGUCUCUGUCUCUCUCUGUCUCUCUGUCUCUGUCUCUCUGGCUCUGUCUCUCUGGCUCUCUCUCUCUCUCUCUCUCUCUCUCUCUCUCUCUCUCUCUCUCUCUCUCUCUCUCUCUCUCUCUCUCUCUCUCUCUCUCUCUCUCUCUCUCUCUCUCUCUCUCUGUCUCACUCUCUCUCUGUCUCUCUGUCUCUGUCUCUCUGUCUCUCUGUCUCUCUCUGUCUGUCUCUCUCUCUCUCUCUCUCUCUCUCUCUCUCUCUCUCUCUCUCUCUCUCUCUCUCUCUCUCUCUCUCUCUCUCUCUCUCUCUCUCUCUCUCUCUGUCUCUCUGUCUCUCUCUCUUUCUCUCUCUCUCUCUCUCUCUCUCUCUCUCUCUCUCUCUCUCUCUCUCUCUCUCUCUCUCUCUCUCUCUCUCUCUCUCUCUCUCUCUCUCUCUGUCUCUCUCUCUCUCUGUCUCUCUCUCUGUCUGUCUCUCUCUCUCUCUCUCGCUUUCUUUUUUUAAACUUUAUUAGAGCCUCGCUUGGACCAUUUAAAAGUUUGUAGCUGGACAUAUCCUGUUGCUUCUGCUGCUGCUUUUAGAAAGUUCAGUUAUAGAAACCAGUUCAAACCAGCUUUCCCGGUACUAUAUCUGAUCACAGGACCGUACUGAUUGUGAGGCUUUGUUGGAUUCUCGAGUUUCACUACCAUUGAGUUGAAUCAUGCAAAGUGAAUCCACGGCAUAGUAC